Cuscuta epithymum is the source of this 1010-nucleotide messenger RNA. Lineage: Eukaryota; Viridiplantae; Streptophyta; Magnoliopsida; Solanales; Convolvulaceae. The record is from the annotation of a GenBank genome assembly.
UGUUGAAUUAUUAGUUUCCAUUUUACCUUUAAAUUAUACUUUAUACUUCAAUACAACUUUUGUGAGAGAGUGAACAUAUAAAAUUAAUUAUUACAAUUAGUAUACGGAGUAUAUUAUCACGGAAAAAUUUAAAAGUUUAUCACCAAACUAUCAUAAAACAAAACAAACAUAAAAAAAAACCUCUAGAUUUAUGUAUAAAAAUUAGAACUAAUUAGAUCAUAUGCAUGAGGCAUGAGAUCGAGCUACAUAUAUAUACACCGUCCAUAUAGGUCAACAAAAAGAUGAAAAAAAGUUGCUUUCGAACAAAGGCGUUUGGCUACUUCUCAAUUCUAACCGACACUUCCACUGCCUGAUUAUCCGUCAACGCCGCAGGGAUGUUUCCCGGCUGAGAACCGGCGGAAGGAACUGUCUCCGCCCUGCAGGGCAGGAGAUGACCCGAGAUUUUCACGGGCAGGAUCCGGGCUCUGCAAAGAGGGCAGUUGGCGUGGGCCCGGAACCACCUCUCAAUGCAAUCCGCGUGGAAGCAGUGCUCACAUCCGGGUAAAACCCGACCCGUCUCACCAUCCCGGAGAUCCGACAAACAAACGGAGCAUUCCACCGGCGUGCCGUUAUUAGUCCAUUUGGGGAACGAACAGAGAUGGGGGAAAGUCGGAAGCGUUUCAUGUAAAGAUGGGUCGGGCCCAAUUGGGGCAGAACCCGCAGAAAAGGAAUCUUCCCGGUGGUCGGGGCGGCGACUACGGCGGCAGGAGAUCCGCCGGAGAAACAGACGGGAGAAAGCGAAGAAAAGGCAAACGAUUGCAAGAACGACGACGAUGAUUAACGUGAGCUUUCCGGUAUACGCAAAGUUUGAGCAUGUGGAAAGCUUUCUUAGUGGAACAGAAGUUGUUGAUGAUGAGUUCUCAGCCAUGGAUUCCGAUCAUUAUUUAGCUUUCUUCUUCCUUUGAACUUUGAAGUAGAAAUAUAUAUACGUGUAUGGGGUAGUUAAAAGCUGGUAAUAACAAGUGUGGGGG